Arabidopsis arenosa is the source of this 3153-nucleotide messenger RNA. NCBI's taxonomy places the organism in Eukaryota, Viridiplantae, Streptophyta, Magnoliopsida, Brassicales, Brassicaceae. The record is from the annotation of a GenBank genome assembly.
CCUCUCGCGUAGUCGUAUCAUCCGUCCAUGAGUCUCCGAAAGAACUACCUCCCAGGGUUCUUACCCUGGGACUAUGAAUCAGUGCCUCUAUCACGUCACACUGACGUCGCAGAAUUCAUAUCCAGCGUCAUCCAUUUUCUAGAAGAAAAUGGCUUCCACGGUUCGUUCGACCUUCUGCCUGUUGUCUCCUUCGAUGAACAGAGUAAGAUUACCUCUAGAGUAAAGAAAGCAUUAAAGCGUCUAGGCAUAUUCCCUCAUUUCGUCCGCAAAAUAGGUGAGCCAAGAGAACAGCAAAUUUCUGAUAUUGAGAUCCGUAGAAGAAUCAAAGCAUGGUAUGAAGGUCACCUAGCUAACAAUACAAGGGGUGUACUUGGUUUGAUGGCGGCUGAUGGAGGUUACAUACCUCAGCUCCUAGAGAUUCAGAAUGAGGGUGGUUUUGAGAUUGUUAUAAUCAAUCGCCCAGGAGUGGCAACCCACUCUUUCUACACAGUGUUGUCGCAAUUUCCUGUCAUAACAGAUUCUGUAGCUAUGGUCCAAAGUUAUCAGAAUAGUGCUGGUUUAGCUAGUGGAUCUGGUUCUCGUUUUGGUGGUAAUCGUUUUGGAGGUAAUGGUGGACGUGGAUGGGGUGGACGUGAUCAGGGCGGUUAUGGUCGGGGUGGACGUGAUCAGGGCGGUUAUGGUCGGGGUGGACGUGAUCAGGGCGGUUAUGGUCGGGGUGGACGUGAUCAGGGCGGUUAUGGCUGGGGUGGACGUGAUCAGGGCGGUUAUGGCUGGGGUGGACGUGAUCAGGGCGGUUAUGGCUGGGGUGGACGUGAUCAGGGCGGUUAUGGCUGGGGUGGACGUGAUCAGGGCGGUUAUGGCUGGGGUGGACGUGAUCAGGGCGGUUAUGGUCAACACCAGGCGUCAGAGUACUGUGGCCCUCUCACCAUCACGGGUGAAUCCGCCGCCAUUCAGCCGUUUCCAUCUGGUUCUCCCGAAAGCUUACUUGUGGAAUUUGGCAAAAUAUUUGACAAUUUGAUCACACAUCUAUCUAGUGAAGAACACCAUGAGCUGCAGCUGGCUUGGACUACUGUGCCUGUGCCUUCUCAUCCACCGGUUGCUCCUACUGCCAUGUUGUCCGACCUGUUGCGAAUGAGUAGUGGACAUUGCUUGGAUGCUCAACUAACUGAGGAAAACCUAGAGGCUGUGCUCCUCGUCGGAUCUAAGGCUGUAACAUCGGUCUAUUGGGACAUGGAGACGUGUCCUGUUCCACUUGGCUGUGCUCCUCGUCGGAUCUCUCCCAUUGGUGCAGUAGAAGACGUCCCUUAUGACAUCCUGAGAGAAAUCUAUCCCAGUGGAAUCAGCGUCCCUUACGACGGGGAAGGUGAAUAUGAAUCGACGGCGGGGCGUCCGACAGAACCAGCGGAUGCUUCCAUGGUAGAACCUGCAAAAGAAACCGCAGAUACGACAGAACCAGAUGUUUCCAUGGUGAAACUUGGAAGUGAAACCGUCGGGAUGCAAACUGAUCCGACAGAGGAAGCAGAAGUUGAUGCUUCCGAGAGUCACUCAGGAAACGAAACCGUCGCCGAGAUAAGGGAUGAUGCUGAAGGACAAGCAGCAGUUGCUGAUUCCGAUAUUCAACUUGGAAAAGAGAGUCCGAUAGAACCGAGUACUGGAGCAGUAGAGGCUGCAGAGGAGGAACUCGUGGGUGCAUCAGAGGAAGAGGAAGAGACCGAUAGUGCUCAGGAUACAUAUGAGGAAGAGGAUGAUGCUGUUGGUAAUGCUGGUGAAGAGGAUGAGCAUGGUGAUGUUGGUACUGGUAAAGAUGGUAUAGAGGCUGAAGAGGAUGUUGGUAUAGAGGAGGAGGCUGCUGCUAAAGAUGGUAUAGAGGAGGAGGCUGCUGAAGCUAGUAAGGACGUUGCUGGUAUAACAGCUGAUGAUGAUUCUGGUAAUGAUGAUGAUGAAGAUGAUUCCCAGCCACUGCCGCCAGAGAAGAUGUGCUUAGAUAGUUCAGAAUACACCAAAGGGUGUAAAAUAGGAACUAGGUGUAAUGUGACUGAGACAGUGAAGUUGAUAGAGAAAGAGUUUAAAGACGAGGCAAUAUGGUUCAGAAGUCACCCUCAGUUCAAGCAUGAAUACCCGGAGAAGCAUGAGGAAAUGGGGAAUUUGAGGUUUGUGAAGAGAAUCUUCAAAAGGACUGAGAAGAUAAAGGCAUCUGAUGUAUUAGCUAAGUUGAAGGAAAAGAAGAGUUGGAAAGGAGCUGAUAAGAAGAAGUUAGUAGUCUUGUAUUUCCUAUGCAAGAUACUAAAAGCAAGCUCAAAAAGUGAUGGCAACAUAGUAUCCUUUCUCUUAAGGAUUGUUGAUGAUUUGGAUGCAUGUGAGACAUAUCCAUGGGGUAGGUAUUCAUUCUCAGAAUAUAUGAAAGGGAUCCGGAAUAUGAUGAAGAAUUUGAAUGGGUCUGUCAAACCUAAAGCUCAACCUAGCUUUAGUGGAUUCAUUGUACCUCUGGAGAUUCUGGCUUAUGAGGCUAUUCCACAUCUUGGACUGAAAUAUAGAGUACCUGAUAUUGACAGCAUCUUGGUACCAGACCAAUAUGAGAAAUCUCUGUUGGCUGGAAUCAUUGAAGAUAAUGUUGAUGAUGGCCUAGGGCAGAUUGAUAUCAUUGUUGACAGUUGGAGAGAGCGUCUAGUAGAAAAGAAGAAAAAGAUAUGGUGGGAAGGAAUGUACCAGCUGGACCAGGCGUCCCGAGAGAUUGGAAAUAAGUUUCUUGAGAAUGAAGACCCUGAGCAAGAAGUCCCUGAGCAAGAAGUCCCUGAGAAAGAGAGUUCUGAUAUUGCUAACCUUGUUGCAUCUAUAAACUCACUAACAAAGGUGGUGAACAAUGGCUUUCAAGCCAUUAAUGAGAAGUUGAGUGACAUGGAGAAUAGAGUGAAGACUCUUGAAGUUGCUGUGGCAUCCCAUGGUCCGGUGUUUACGCCAUAUGGGUCGCCUGUGGAAGCACAAUAUGGGACAAGAACUGAUUUUGAGGGUGGGCAGCCGAGUCAACCGAGUCAAACCAUGGAUUUGGUUAUGUAUAAUCCCAUUUCUCCAACUGUUCCAGAACAAGGUGAGUGUAGAAGUUUCUUGGUUAAUUCCUGAACUUUUAAAAUGGACUAAUAAACUGUUUUCUUUGUA